GCGCAGACUGAACGCGCGCAGCAAAGACGCUGUCAGGAUAGAGAAUUUAUAGCAAUUUGAACGUUUGGUCAGAUCACUUCUAAAAAUCUGUUCUUAAGGUGGCGCUGUAUCCUUUUAUUUUGCCUCGCUCUCCUCUCAGAUGAAGAUCUUACAGUGAAUUUUGGCGACGCUGGAGCUGAGCGCGCAUCUCUAAAAAUGAAAGCUUCAGAAGAAACACUAAAACCGAUCGAUUAAAAACUAAUCGAUUGAUUGAUUCAUUCAUUCAUCGCAUGAAGACAGCAUACAUGGAUGGAGCUCGGAAAAACAUGGACACAUGUCUGAGGAGAUUAAAACAAGAGCUGUCUGUUGAGUCCCAUCCAGCUGUCGCUGAGUACAGCACCUGUGCCAAAGGGUCCCUUGGUGUAUUCGUACAACUCUCUAUGAAGGAGGCCGGUGAUGGACUACAUGAUCAGAUGAACUGCAUGAUGGGAGCUCUGCAAGAAUUGAAACUCCUUCAGGUUCAAACUGCCCUUGAGCAACUAAAGAUCUCAGGAAAUACUGGAUGUAUGACUCAACCGGCUGUUGAAGGUUCUAGCACCAGUCCCGACCCAGACAACGAGAAACCUCAGUCUAUCAGGACCUUUGUUACAGAAGAUCAGCACCCCAACCGCAACAGUUUGGGAACAUCACCCUCAUUGUCCAGUCUAGAGAGUGAGAGUGUACUUCUGCCCAGACCAAUCUCAGGUUACACAGCCCCACAAGUGGAAUACUGUGGGCCAAAAUUGGGCCACCUUCCUGUACAACACCACAGCAACCAGCAGCAUUUGUCUGAACCAGAACAACAGGAGGUGGACCUGCCUGGGAUCUUGUACAGCCUGUCUCGAGAGGGACCGUCACUUGACAGCGAUUGCAUCGAGGACACCAUGGAUGACUCUAGUGACUGGACAUCUUCACUCAUGAGUCAAAGUCGCAAUCGUCAGCCUCUUGUGCUUGGAGACAACGUCUUUGCUGACUUAGUUGGCAACUGGUUGGACCUUCCUGAACUGGAAAAAGACCUCAAUAGACCUGACUCUCCAGCACAUCCACUCAGACUCAGUCGCUCUCAGGAGCUCUGCAAAAGAUUCUCAUUGACCACCAACAUCUUCAAGAAGUUCCUGCGUAGUGUGCGACCUGAUCGUGAUAAACUGCUGAAGGAGAAGCCAGGCUGGAUGCCACCAGAUCGCAACGCAGAGGCUGAACUCUUUAAGAGACCUAAGAAGGCAGGAAAGUCUAGAGGUGGAUUUUAUUUACCAUUCUGGGCAGGAGGGCAAAUGGGAAUGGGACAGUCAUGCCCUACACCGACAAAAAAAAGGGAUCCGUUUCUUGAACUGAACAUUGACAGUAAAACAGCUCCUGUAGACAAAGUUCAUCCCUUAUUUGACUAUAAUACAGCUGUUUGGGUUUAACAUUGAGUCUUAAACAAGAGAUUAUGUAUAUAAUAUCACAACUAAUUAUAUUUCUUAUCAAUUCUGACCAUGACAAUCAUUAAGAACUUUCAGGGUAUGUAAACAGGUGUUCCUUUUGAAAUAUAGAUUACAGCUGCACUUAAAAUAGGCCAGUAAUUGUUUGAAAACCCAGUGCAGGCUCCACAGCUACUGCAUACUGUACAUUUGUUUCAUCACUAGAAUGCCAUAUGUGUCUUAAAGUCAGUUUCCAUCCGUUUGCUAAUUCCCUUUUGUGCUGUCACUUCUGACGUUGUUAAGAUUUCCAAUCAUUCAGGUCGAUGUGCAUGAUUACUGGUUUCUCUGUAACACUGUGUGACGUCAGCUUCACAAACAAAUCUUACCUUAUAUUUAAGCACAUAAGUUUCUGCUGCCAGACUGUUGUACUUUCAGGGACUUAAAGCUGCAGUCCGUAACCUUUGCCUUGCUAUCGCCAUCUCUGUUUGAAACAUAAAUUGCAGUUAUUUGCAAAAUGUUCACAUCGAAACUUUGCACAAAUGAAUCUGAUCACAGCAUUAAAGCGGCUCUGUCAUUAUACAUAGACAUAGUAUAUAAUAAAAGUUAUAUAUCCGAUAAAACGUCACAAAGUAAAAGAUUGUUUUGACUAAAUGAAGAUGUAAAAGUUUUAGUAUAAAUCAUGUUGGUGAUGUCUUACUCGUUGGUGAUGUCUGGAUAAAGUAAUCUCUGCUCCAUUAUUUAACCCCUUCAGAUGUUAAAAAAGUCCUGCUAAUAUUAACUCUUGGUUUAACACGACCUCUGUCGCAACUUUAAGCAGUUUGAGUUUGAUUCCAUAGAUGUAAGGACGCCAUUUAGGUGACAAGUUUAAAAUCUAAGCAACUGUUGACAAGCUACAAAGUCUUCACCAUCUGCAGCAGCAGACACAGGUAAUAUAGUAGCCGGGUCCACUUCUUAAUGUUUCCAGACAUGAUGAAUCACGAAAAUAAAAUAUUUUUUAUGCAAAAUUAAGCCCGACCAAGCAUAUUGUAAAUUGGUAACAUAAGGAGACUGUGAUUUUUAUGUAUUUGCUCAACAUUUCAAUUCAAUUCAAUUUUAUUUAUAUAGCGCUUUUCACAAUAGUUAAUUGUUUCAAAGCAGCUUUACAUUAAUAGAAGCAGUAAAAGCAAAGAAAAACGACAGAUAGCACAACAUAAUACACAAUAGCAUAAGCAGUCAAAUUUGCUGCGGCUAUGACUCAACAUUAUAAGCGAGCGUAUUACUAAUGUAACGUCUAGAAGAGGAAGCUAAGUUAAGCCCAAGAAGGCUGCCUUCCCGGGGUAAAUAACCCCCUAGGAGAAAAAAACCCCGGGCUGUUUAGCCGAGGAAAUAAAAAAAAAGUCCUAGGAGGGAAAACCCCUUGGGAGAAAUAUAUGUAUAUACACACAUAUAAACGGAUAAGGAGAUUAAGCAGAGAUUAAGGGGGUUCUGCUGGUGAUCGUUGGUCAGGCAUCAGCUGGGCAUCACGUUGAAGGACAACCAGUAGAUCAGAGGUGUGCCGACUUUCACAUCUACCGGAACUGGGUCUGUUUGUCCCAUUGUCCUCGGGAUCGAGGACGAGACAGGGAGAGAAAAACAAAAUCAUAUUAGCGUAGGGGCCGUUCACAUGUAAUGCAAGUGUCACACAGUGAUGUGGUUUAAUCAGCUUAGUUUCAGACAGACUAACUAUUGCGGCAUAAUUAUAUUAUCCACAGUUGAGGGUUUUGCAAAUUGGGGGCCCACUGCGACGGUAUAUAUGGUAACUAAGGGUCACCUUUCCGAUCUUUAAGAGAAAAUGAAACCUGUCGACCCGUUUGACUAAGGCCUGUGACCCCACUGUCGUCGUUAAUGCAGGUUCAGUGGCAAACGAGUCUAUAUUGCAUACUAUUUACAAGACCAUGAGAAAACGCCAACAUCGCAACCUGACCAUACGUGUCAACCCAUUUGACUAAGGCUGGAGGCCCCAAUGUCGUCGUUAAUGCAGGUUCAGUGGCAAACGGGUCUGUAUGGCAUACUAUUCACAAGACACAUGAAAGCGCCAAAAUCGCAACCCGACCAUACGUGCCAACCCGUUUGACUAAGGCUGGAGGCCCCACUGUCGUCGUUAAUGCAGGUUCAGUGGCAAAUGGGUCUGUAUGGCAUACUAUUCACAAGACACACGAAAGCACCAAAAUCGCAACCCGACCAUACGUGCCAACCUGUUUGACUAAGGCCGGAAGCCCCACUGUCGUCGUUAAUGCAGGUUCAGUGGCAAACGGGUCUGUAUGGCAUACUAUUCGCAAGACAAAGAAAGUGUCAAAAUCGCAACCCGACCAUACAUGCCAACCCGUUUGACUAAGGCCGGAAGCCCCACUGUCAUCGUUAAUGCAGGUUCAGUGGCAAACGGGUCUGUAUGGCAUCUGAUUUUUGUUUAUUUUGUAACUGAGAAAAGUUACAGACUGCAGCUUAAAUAACUUCAUUAAUCUACUGCACACAAAUAUCAGGUAUUUUUUAUAUAACAAUACUUUUUAUAAUGUUACAUUAUGCAUGUGCACAGGUCGCUGGUUAAAAUUGCUGCAACCCUCAUUAUUCUAUAAAGGAAAGACUUUACCUUAGAGCAGGGGUUUUUCAAGAGGCCCCCAGAAAAUUUUUGCUGAAAAAAACACAAAGCAAAAAGAGUUAAAGUUUACUGUGUAGCCAAUUAUUUAAGUCUUUAUAAUAUCACAAUUACUGUUUAUCUAACAGUUUCAAUGUUUCGUUUUAACAUGGAUAUAUAUUUGGGAAAGGGGGCCCUCGGAAACAGUUUAUCAUAAUGGGGGGUCCCUGCCACCAUAAAGUUUUAAAACCCCUGCCCAGGAAAUGUUGAACACUGGAACAUUGGCCAUUAUAUUGAAAAGUCAAAGCUUCUGUAAAAGAAGCUACAGUGAUUGGUGUUCAGCCAUUAAACUCAACGACUGACUUUACAUGCAUAGGCCUGUGUGAUGGCAAACCAUACAUAUUGUCAUUACCAAUGUCCAGAUCAGAGUAGUGAUGGGAUUAUAAAGCAUCUCAGAUGAUUAUAACACUUAGAUGUAUGCGUUGCUGAGGAUAAUCCCUCACACACACGAGAGUAGUGUCAAGAACUCGGACUGAUGAUCCCAAGAGCAGACGAUGGGGGGUUUAAACAAAGGCUAAAUCCAAAACCGCAUACUACCGUACUAUAUAGUAGGCAAAAAGCAGUAGGCGAACGAAUAGUAUGUCCGAAACCUCAGUAUACGUAAAAGGGUAAGCGAGAAUUAGCGGGAUUUUGGACUAUUUCUCGCGAGAUUCAGAGGCACGUGUACUUAAGUAUUGUCCGAAACCACCUACUUACUUAAAAUGUAGUAGGGGAAACAGCACGUGAACAGAGUAGUACGUAGUAGUUGAUAUUAAAUUACAAUCUGCUUGCUUUACUUAUUUUUAUCCACUACAAAAUUAUGUAAUAUAUCUGUAACACUGACAGAGACAGUAGUAGAGUUGUCAAGUUAACUGAUGCAAUCAGGUGUUAGUGCACCUGUCCCUCAUACACACGCAUACGUUUUCAUGUCUGUAUAGGUUUGUUCGAGUUUAUGCACCGCUGUAAGAACCAACAGGUGAAUGACAUCAAGAACCGUUAGAGUGAUUUCAGAAAUCACACGGAGAAGUCUGAUUUCGAGUUGCUCUCGUGGUAUUGUGAUGUCAUCCUCCUGUCGGUUCUUGUGUGUUUUUUUUAUUGCUUUAAACAACAAAAUGAUACAGUACACAACUUUAGAGCCAGGGGAGCAAAUAAAACAUACACACACAAAAAAUAAAUAAAAAAUAAAAUAAAAUACAAGACCAUUAGUCAAAGAUUUUAAAGACAGUACAUAAAUGAACUUUUCUAUUAUGUCGGUUCUUGUGGUUCCGUAUGAACUGGAACCUGUACUACGUCAUACAGUAUGUCGCAUGAUAACGUCAACAUGGCGAAUGCUGUCCAUACUUAACGCGAACGUACGUACUGUCUUAGCGCACGUUAAGUAGGUACCCAGUGAAAUUCAGUACCUACACAGUAAGUAUGCGAUUUCGGAUUCAGCCAAUGACACUUUAAUAACAGAAGAAACAAAAAGGCCCAUGUGGGGGCAAACAACAUCAAACAGGGCAACACAACAAGACCAAAACAGUAAAACUACUUGACACAAUUUAUAACAUUAGACUAAACCAUACAACAGCACUAACAUGAUGGUACAAAAUGAUACUGCACAGGGCUAAAGAAACAAUGACAUUAAAUAAGAAAACCAAACAAGAAAACCAAACAAGAUAACGAGGAGGGAACAGGUGAUGGGAAUAAACAAUAAUUAACAAUAAGCAGGAGAACGAGGGGGCAGGGACAAGAGACAAGACACCGGAGGCACAUGACUCAAUACACAAAGCCAUGAACCUCCACAUAGAACUGCCAGAAUCCUGCCAUCAUGACUUAGACAAAUACAAAACAUAACUCAAAAGCAGGACCCUGACAAGUAGAUUAAGAUUUCAUGUAGAUGAUAUGAUGGGAAACCUCUGACAUUCAAUGAAUCAAACCAGACACUGACCUAUUGAUCUCUAUUUAAAAAUACAGCUGUCUCUAGUGAAAGUUACAGCAUAAUUCAACAGGGUCAGUUACACUGGCAGCAAUAAUCUUACAAUAUUUGUGUGUGCAUGGAGAAAUGGUUUGGUCUGAAACUAUCCAUUAUGAAAAAUGCAAAACUGUAAAGUACUUUUUAAAUUUUAUUAUCAUCCAUGUUCAUAGUUAUUAACACAUUUAACUUUUUACAGUGUUUUUUUAUAUUCAGUAGACAAUUCUUUUAGAAGAAUUGUGCAGUUGUCAUCAGUAGUAAAAAACCUUGAUUUUUAUGUACAUUUACAUUAUCAAGCACAAACAGCAAUACUCAGAGCUCAGCACACGAUAGUUAUCAUACUGUCAGAGGCGACAGCUACACAAAUGUCAUACAAAUCUAUUCAAAGAGUGUUUUUGUAUUUUGCCAAAAGUUUUAUAUUGAUGAAAUGUAAUUUUGCAGAGCCUCUUUAAGAGAGCACCAUAUGUUUUGUAAAGAAUUAAUAAUGUAGUUUUCUUAAUGUAUUCUUUAGUUGCUUGGAUUAACAUACUUUGCCAUGAAGGUUAGCUGUGUAGCCACUUGUCUUUCUUAUGAAAGGAUUUGUUUUCAGGCGUUGUCUUUUUUGUUUUCAGGCAUUGUCAAAUAGUGCUUUGUUACAUAGCUAGAUCAUUACAAAGCAUGUUAAGCAAGAAAUAAUUAAAUUGCACUGAUAUUAAACAUUUUAGGGGCCGUUUUUGUCACAGUAUUAUCACCAGCUGUUUUGAUAAUGUUAUAAUUCAAAGAGAGUCUUUAAUAAAUGCCAUAAAUGUGA
Messenger RNA from Misgurnus anguillicaudatus (oriental weatherfish), 6791 nucleotides. RefSeq names its product PAK4-inhibitor INKA2-like. Gene Ontology annotation, cellular component: nucleus. Lineage: Eukaryota; Metazoa; Chordata; Actinopteri; Cypriniformes; Cobitidae. The record is from RefSeq and is a predicted model, not a curated record. Gene Ontology annotation, molecular function: protein kinase binding; protein serine/threonine kinase inhibitor activity.